This is a messenger RNA of Peronospora farinosa, 573 nucleotides long. Lineage: Eukaryota; Oomycota; Peronosporomycetes; Peronosporales; Peronosporaceae. The record is from the annotation of a GenBank genome assembly.
AUGCGAGUCCCAGAUCACAAUACCUCGCUGGAUCUAUGGGCCUGCGCUAGGACACCCGAAUCGACGCCGGCUCUAGCACAAUUACUGCGAGACGGGGCACCUCCAGACGACCGCAACGAUUUUGGAGAGACGGCGCUGCAUAUUGCGGCUACUCACGGCAAUAAUGAAGCAGUGCAGCUCCUGCUUUGCUACAAUGCGAAUCUGCUGGUCGCGGAUUGGGAAUCUGGAUGGACACCACUGCAUCGAAGUCUUUAUCAUCAGCAAUUGUCCACAUCGCUAUUUCUCAUCCGUCACGCCCUCACGUGCUUCGGCAAGACAUUUCUGCGGAAAUAUAUACAUGAAACACUCGACCAUGCCCAGCAGAGCCCCAUGGAGCUGCUUACCGCAAGACUACACAAGAACAAUUCCAAAAACGCUGCAGAGAUAUGUGUUAGCGGCUUUGUCUACACUUUUGGAAAGCGAGACUACCAGCUGGGAUAUCAUUUGCCAAAUGGAGAUGUACAAAUGACUCCUCGGCUUGCGGCCGGCUUGGCACCGGAGACGAGUUCGAUCGGAUCGAACCGACACGACUAG